AUCAGCGCUCGUUGCGGCGAUCAGACAUUUAAUGAAUGCCAACGAUGAUGCCAACUAAAUGUCCGUCUGGACGUUAAAACAACCCAGCUACACCAGCAACUUCACAGAAUACAAGCGAAAAGGUAUCUGGUUAUGGCUGUUUGGUCUGUGUAGUGGGAUUAUCGCGUAUUCACGGUGCCUUUGCUAGGCACGCAUUUAGGCUGAUCACAAUGCGACUUGAUACGUUUCACGAAGUCGUGGACAUCCCGGCAUAUGCCAUCUACAUCCUAUAUGGUCUAGUAACGACAUUCAACGUAGGCCUGAUAGUUUGCCUUUGGCCGUUUCGGAAUCGCACUAUAAUCAAGUUUGUUUUAAGCCUUCUAUGCGCCGAUCUAGUGCAGGUUCUGAUAUCGAUGGUGGAGGCUGUCGGAAUUAUGGUUAUGCGUGAAUACACCUGGUGGUGCAGCGUAUCCGUUUCGGCUGAAGAAGCCUCGUGGACUUCAGCGGGAUACUCUCUGUUGUUGCUAUGCCUCGAAAUAUUUUUCAGGAGCGCAUGGCGACGCGGUGUAAAACGACGAACCCUACGACUUCGGGCGACUCUCUUAAUAUUGGCCGUAUGGACUAUCAGCUUUCUAGUUCAUGGCAUUAGCAUUCCAUUUUAUCAGAAAAUCUGCGAGCCCUACACAAUGAAUGAACAAUACCAAAUCGUGUACAAAAUAUCGUUAGCAUCUAUGAACUUGUUAGUGCCAAUGGCAUGGAGCUUCCUGCUACUACUCAAGACUGCCCAAAACUUUGAAAGGAAUGUACACGUUAGUGAAGACUGGAUGAGAGAUUUCUCUGUCAUUCUGCUUCUGAACUUUAUCGUCUGUUGGGUUAUCAAGCAGCUACCGACGAUUGUCUUCUGGGAAUAUCGGGAAGUAUUUAUUGUUACCGAUAAUCUCGCGUAUAUCGUCUCAAACGUUCGUUGUUUUAUUGACUCCAUGGUUUUCAUUCUAUUCUUCAGUGAAAUCACAUCCCUCGGCACCUGCGAAUGCACUGGAGAACUAAAUGGAAAGACAUCACCAACGAUCAUCACAGCACACGCUCCCUCGCGCGGCCAACAAGUUCAUCAAAUUGGAGGAAAUCCUCUACCGCGCAACCCUCGAUCUCUCACUCCGCCCCCUUUAGCAAGCGCGAACGAUCUCUGACCAACAGUAACAUCCACAGCGUUCGUUACGACAAGGCUCAUAUCCUCUAAAUGGCUAGUAUUUGAACCAGCUCAAACCGUUUCGAGUAGCUUCAGAAUCAGGAGUUCUCUAUUCUCGACAUUUUGGAUGACGUUAAAGUCAACAUACGCCGAUACAGAGCCACGUAACGUUGAAUAGUUUCAAUUGACAUUACAGGUAGCGCCUUUUCAAGGUCGCAAUACAGGUGUAGACGUUUUGUCGGAACGAAUAUGAACGUGCUUCGGUUAAACGAACCGGUACACUGUAGUCGUUCGAUCCGAGGCAACUGUUUUUCAUACCUGAUUUACGGAUACACAAUUUUCUAUCAUACGUUGUAGGGCGAAACGUCAGACACGAAGAACGCGUCCAGGAGCUAAUGCAAUAAUUACCUUUUGUCGUUUACUAAAGUCGAAGUAGAAUAGAAAAAAUCGUAAGCUGUCUCCCGUCUGGCAUGUCUUCAGUAUAAAAGGAUCAACGAACGAAUCCGAGAUCUUUCCUAAAUAACGAGCGUUUUAUUUCGUUUUUGAAUGCUUUCUCGCGGUUGCCCGCCCGACAUACUAAUGAUGAAAAAAAAAACUGAAAAGAUGUCUUUAAAUAUGAUUACUAGUUAAGGUUGCCUUUGAUCUGGGUUCAAUAUAUAGAUUAGGCAAUACUCGACCCAGCAAAGCAAGCAGUCCGUUACCAGCAAAAGCCCGCCAAGUUAAGGGGCCGAACCUCAGUACACCGCAAGCUGAAAUAAACAAUAUAAUAAUCACCUUUACUUACACAGCUUAUAUAGUUAUAGCCGUCGGUGAGGCUAGAGGCAGCUACGUCUGGUCGCUUUCGGCACUGACAAAAACGCAAGCCCAGAAUUCCUGGGGAUUUUAUUUGUCCUGUCUUUCCUCCACUGAGUUCCUCAUUAGUGUUUUCUAUUAUAGCAACCUCAAAGAGCUGUAGCCCUGCUGCACGAAGCUACCUAAUAAACAAGAUUUAUGAAAGACAACAAAACCAAUUCCAAGUUAACUUUCUCGCACUGUACAUACUUAAUAAUAAAGCGUAAACGAUAUCUUGA
Messenger RNA from Varroa destructor (honeybee mite), 2235 nucleotides. RefSeq lists its product as uncharacterized. NCBI's taxonomy places the organism in Eukaryota, Metazoa, Arthropoda, Arachnida, Mesostigmata, Varroidae. The record is from RefSeq and is a predicted model, not a curated record.